GUCUCUACCAGCUAUCUGCUGAACCUUAUCUACCUUAUCUCGACUUAUUGUUAGGUCGUAUAUAAAAAGGUAUCUUAAAUUUAUAUGGGCACAGAAUUGCGAACGAGUUCAAAUGAAUACGUAGUUGAAUAUUGAACGACGAACGAAUAUAUACAAAGUGCUCAAAAUGAGGAUAACGAUAUUUCUAUUACUUAUUGGCGUCUGCCUGGUAAGCACAAAAUAUUUACCUUAUGAUGAAAGCGAUACCAGUGUACUAGUUAGAAGUAAGCGGUCUGACUCUGAUGAAUCAGUUCCAUCUAUCGAUCGUGACGAUUCAAGUGACACUGAAGAAGAUAAUAAGGAAGAAAAUACGAAUGAAGAUGAAGAUGAAAAACAGAAGCAAAAGCUUUUAAAACGAGAAGAAAAAAGAAAAUGUAAGGAAGAAGAGGCUCAAAGAAAAUUGGAAGAGAAACAGGCAAAAGAGAAACGUAAAGAGGAAGAAAAGCAUGAGAAAGAGGAACGUAAGCGACUCGAAAGAAUAGAAAAACUGAAAAGAAAGGAAGAAGAGAAACAGAGAAAACUUCUAGAGAAAAUAGAAAAGGCAGAAAAGAAAAGACAAGAAAAAGAACGUAAACAACUUGAAAAAUUACAGAAAGAAGCGUUGAAAGAUUCCGAAGAAGAUGACUUCUUAGCUACUAAAGAAGACGAUUCGAUAGAAUUAAGUGAUAUUUGGCGGAAUCAUAUCUACGUUAAGUAUGGUUUAAAUUUCGCAAGUACGAAGUCAGAAAAACACGCCGCUAUUGAUAAAUACUUACAAGAAGAGCUAGGUCUAAAUUCAAACAGUACAGAAAGUGAUCGCCGACAAGCUAUUAUGAAACUUAUAGAAACGAAAUUGCAAAACGACACAGUUUCACAAGAAGCUUUGAAAAAUCAGCUUAUAGCUCAUAUUAAUAUAUUGAGUUUAAACAAGUGGCAAGCAAAACUAGAGAAAAACAUCAAUGAGUUAAAUAAUAAAUCACAAAUACUAAAUAAUAUUACGUUACCGUGGGCUAAUGUGACGCAGCAGAAACUCGAAGAAAAGAAAUCAUUUCUUCAAACUAUUAGCAAAUUUUUAUCUGACAUGUUCCCAAGUUGGGUCGAUAGUGAACAGAAUCAAACUCAACCCGGAAACAAUAGGACUGAUGUAAUUAGUGAGACAAUUAUUGAAAAUCCUGUUGUGGGAUCUAAUGAUGCUUCGAGUGUAAGCAAUACUGAGUCAAAUUAUAAUGUUAACUCAGAUAGCGGUGAUGCAUCUACCUCAACAAAUGUAAAUGGUGGUUCUGUGCCCACAGAGAACAGUGGUUUACCGUCUAGUAAUAUUCCCAUUACGCCAACGACUGUUAACAAUAUUACUUCCUCUGUCUCUUCAGAUAAUAAAGAAUCAUUAAACGUUUCUAACUCAAAGGAUUCUCUUUCUUCUGGAGGAAGUAGCGAUGGUUUAAGCAGUAACGCUAAUGUUGAGUCCGCAAAUGUGGCACCUAAUAAUGUUGAUUCUGAAUUUUCGGGAAGUAAUGAUGCUACUCUAAAUAAUAAUGUAAAUCUUGGUACUGUGAUUUCCCCAGCAGCUUCUACAGACCAAGGCUUGGACAAUAAUACAAAUACAAUAAUUGAAUCUUCUCCUUCUGGUGUAAGUAAAGAUGCUGUAGAAAAUAACCCUAAUAUUGAGUCUACAAACGUAUCAUCUACUAAUGUUCAGUCUGAAUCUUCUGGAAGUACUGAUUCUGCUGUAAAUAAUAAUGUAAAUAUUGAUCCUGCAAUCUCUUUAACAGAAAAUACCAAUUCUGUUUCUAUUGAAGGAAACAUAGACAAUAAUACAAAUACAAUAGUUGGAUCUUCUCCUUCUGGAGUAAGUAAAGAUGCUGUAGAAAAUAACCCUAAUAUUGAGUCUACAAACGUAUCAUCUACUAAUGUUCAGUCUGAAUCUUCUGGAAGUACUGAUUCUGCUGUAAAUAAUAAUGUAAAUAUUGAUCCUGCAAUCUCUUUAACAGAAAAUACCAAUUCUGUUUCUAUUGAAGGAAACAUAGACAAUAAUACAAAUACAAUAGUUGGAUCUUCUCCUUCUGGAGUAAGUAAAGAUGUUGUAGAAAAUAAGCCUAAUAUUGAGUCUACAAACGUAUCAUCUGCUAAUGUUCAGUCUGAAUCUUCUGGAAGUACUGAUUCCGCUGUUAUUAAUAAUGUAAGUAUUGACUCUGCAAACUCUUUAAUAGCAAAUACCAAUUCUGUUUCUACAGAAGGAAACAUAGACAAUAAUACAAAUACAAUAAUUGGAUCUUCUCCUUCUGGAGUAAGUAAAGAUGUUGCAGAAAAUAAGCCUAAUGUUAAGCUUACAAACGUAUCAUUUACUAAUAUUCAGUCUAAAUCUUCUGGAAGUACUGAUUCUGCUGUAAAUAAUAAUAUAAAUAUUGAUCCUGCAAACUCUUUAACAGCAAAUACUGAUUCUGUUUCUACAGACGGAAACAUAGACAAUACUACAAAUACAGUAACCGGAUCUUCUCCUUCUGGAAUAAGUAAGGACUUUGUAGAAAAUAGCGUCAAUGUUGAGCUUACAAACGUAUCAUCUACUAAUGUUAACUCUAAGUCUUCCGGAAGUACUGAUUCUUCUGUAAACAGUGAUGUGAAUAGUGAUACUGCAAACUCCCUAACCGCAAACACUAAUUUAGUUUCUACAGACAAAAGCAUAAAAAAUGAGGUAAACAAUGAUACAAAUUUAAAUACUGACUCUCCUCUUCCUGAAGCGAGUAGUAAUGGUGUAGAAAAUAACGCUGAUAUUGGUUCUACUUAUGUAUCGCCUAGCAUUGUUCAAUCUGAGUCUUUCAGAAAUACUGAUUCUGCUGUGAAUAGUUAUGUAAAUAAUGAUCCUGCAAAUCCUACAACAAUAAAUACUAACUCUGUUUCUGCAGAUGAAAGUUCUAUGAGCGAUGUAAACAGCAACAUUACCAUUAAAAAUGAAAAUGUUUCAACCUCAAAUAUAGACCCCGUUAUUGUUGAGGCCACUGUUGCCUCAAAUGGGAAUGUAAAUUCUGUUAAUUAUUCACCAUUAAAUACUGAGUCAUUAACUACUGGAGAAGAAUCUCUAAGUGGUUCAUCUGAUAAUCUUAGCUACACUACAAGUGGACCUGGGGAGACUACUAAUAUUGGAUCUAUAACUUCAUCAUUAAGUACCAAUUCCAUUCCACCAGGAAGUAACAUUAAUCAUAUAAGUAACAACUCUAAUCUCAGCCAUGCAGAUAUAUCUCCUGAAUCAAUUCCACUAGAAAAAAGUAGCGAUGUCGCAAAUACCAAGACGAACGUUGAUGCAGUAAAUGUUUCGACCACAAAUAUUGAUUCAGCUUUAAAUGGAAGUAUUGAAACCAUUAAUGUAAAUAAGAACGGCAUUGACGCUACAAGUACUUUAAAUACCAAUUCUAUUUCUGAUGAAAACAAUAAAGACAUAAUAAUUAACAGUGCUAAUGCUGGUUUGUCUUCCCCAAACACUAGCACUGAUUUUAGCGGAGUCAGUAAUACUGUUUUUAAUAAUUUCACCGAGGUCACAAACAUUGAGUCAACGAAUAAUAGCUCUAUUUUUUUGGAGCAAAAUGAUAAUGCUUUGACUAACAAUGGUGAUAAUAAUUCAACUAAGAAUGACUCAGUUCUUCCUGGGGUAAAUCCAGGAGUGAGUACCGAAAAUGCGACGCAAUCGAAUAUCACUUUGGUUUCAGUAACAAACAGUGAUUCUGUUUCAAACAUAGACGUUAUUGCAAAUGCGGAUGGUGUACCACCUGUUGCAUCGGAAAUAAGCUCUGUUAGCAGUGAUAAUAUCAUAAACACUAAUGCAGCCUCUACGAAUGUUUCCGAAAUCCUAAUCUCAGUUAAUAAUGGUUUGUCACAGGGAGAAAACAAUCCUUCUACUGCUAAUAUUGAACUUGCUAGUAAUGUGGAUGUCCAAAUAACUGUUCCUACGGAAGCUAGUGUGAUUGUGAGUAACACGAAUGCUGCAAACAAUGAAAGUGCAAAUACAAACGUUGAUUCAGGUUCUCUUGAUGUGUCUACAAUUUCUGAUAACCUAAGUAAUACAGCACAACCUGUUAUUGAAAAUAAUGUAGCAAAUUCAGGUGCUACUCCUAAUGAGGCUGAUGUAACUCUACAAUCCACAACUGAAUCUGUAGUCAACGUUGACGAAAUUGUAAGCAACGCCAAUACAGCGUCUGACAUUGCUGUUACGGAAAUACCUAACGAUGUUUCAGUUCCUGGUGUCGAACCACCAAAAUUGGAACCUUUGGAUAGUGGAGUAACAUUACCCGAGGAACUUGGUGCAACAGUGGUAGAAAUAACCCAACAAUUAAACUGAAAUAGUUAUAUAGAUUAAAACUAUAAUUAACAUUUGCUGUUUAUUUUAAUUGUAUAAUAUUUUAGAUUAAAACACGUGACUAA
Messenger RNA from Melitaea cinxia (Glanville fritillary), 4428 nucleotides. RefSeq lists its product as uncharacterized. The record is from RefSeq and is a predicted model, not a curated record. NCBI's taxonomy places the organism in Eukaryota, Metazoa, Arthropoda, Insecta, Lepidoptera, Nymphalidae. Bases 167 to 4345 code for a protein of 1392 amino acids. The transcript is spliced from 3 exons.